Impatiens glandulifera is the source of this 1303-nucleotide messenger RNA. RefSeq names its product RNA pseudouridine synthase 7. NCBI's taxonomy places the organism in Eukaryota, Viridiplantae, Streptophyta, Magnoliopsida, Ericales, Balsaminaceae. Gene Ontology annotation, molecular function: RNA binding; pseudouridine synthase activity. The record is from RefSeq and is a predicted model, not a curated record. The transcript has 12 exons. Gene Ontology annotation, biological process: pseudouridine synthesis. The coding region runs from base 39 to 1178 and encodes 379 amino acids.
UAGACCAGAGCGGGUAAUCACACUAUAUAUAUUUGCGAAUGCCGGAGAUGAAAAGACGGCGUGACGACGGCGAAGAAGAAAUGGAGAUUGUCUGGCAGUCGCCGGCCAACCCGCCGGAGCGCCAAGAUUAUAUCUUCCAAGAUGGCGUACGAUAUGUGAAGCCUUAUUACUUCGAGUUUAUCUCUCACGUCAAGAAUCGAUGGGCAGGAAAGUCUAUUGUUGACCUUUUUGCUGAUGAAUUCAAGGGGAGGCCUUAUGAUUACUAUGUUUCUGCUGUUAAAUCUGGACGAAUACAAGUAGAUGGUGAAUUAGUGCCUGUUUCGUACAUAGUCAAGUCAUCUCAAAAGAUAAGCCAUUUCCUGCACAGGCAUGAACCACCAGUGAUGGCAUUGGAUGUUAAUGUUUUGCACAAGGAUUCUGAUGUACUGACCAUUUGCAAGCCUGCCUCUGUUCCUGUGCACCCAUGUGGUCAGUAUCGCAAAAAUACAGUUGUUGGCAUCCUUCAGGCAGAACAUGAUUUGGCACCUCUGUUUCCUAUUCAUCGACUGGACCGCUUGGUUUCUGGGCUCCUUAUCUUGGCAAGAAAUGCUUCCAAGGCAGAUGUUUUCAGACAGCAGAUUGAAGCUGGUAUGGUGCAUAAACAGUACAUUGCAAAGGUUAUAGGUGUAUUUCCAGAUGUUGAGCAGGUUGUGAAUGCAAACAUAAAUUAUAAUGCUCGGGAAGGAAGGAGCACAGUAGAGGUGCCUUCAUCUGGCAAUAGUGAUAGUCCACUGAAAGGCAAAACUGCGUGUACAAAAUUUAAAAGAAUUAGCACAAAUGGUGUUCAUAGCAUUGUUUCAUGCGAACCAGUCACAGGAAGAACUCAUCAAAUUCGAGUUCAUUUGCAACAUACGGGUCAUCCAAUAGCCAACGAUUUGCUCUACCUGUCGAAUUUUGUUGCAAAUCGGUCUAGUGCUGAUAGGACUGGGGUAAACAACACUAAUAACAUGAAAUCUGAUGAAUCUGUUGAGAAAUCUGAGGAAGAAGAUUUCAGUAUUGAUCCUAUGUGUACCAAUUGUCCAAAUUUGGCCCCAAAAGGGUAUGACAUACAUGAAGAGGGUCUAUGGCUGCAUUGUGUUAGAUACACAGGCCCUGAUUGGGAUUAUGAAUGCCCUUACCCAAAUUGGGCAUGCUUCUAAAAGAUUAUUUAAUGUGUUAUUUCACUUACCACCUAUUUAAAUGCAUAACAAAUAAUAUAUUGUACUCAAUAUUUUCAAGAAUUCAUCAACCACAUUAACAUAAAGCAAAACAAAAGAAAUAAUAU